Molecule: messenger RNA, 1795 nt
Organism: Tetranychus urticae (two-spotted spider mite)
Lineage: Eukaryota; Metazoa; Arthropoda; Arachnida; Trombidiformes; Tetranychidae
Gene: MAPk-Ak2
Product: MAP kinase-activated protein kinase 2
Biological process (GO): protein phosphorylation
Molecular function (GO): ATP binding; protein kinase activity
Source: RefSeq, a predicted model, not a curated record
GUUAACUAACAACUAAAACAACUACCAACAUCAAACAUUGGAAAGCUUAUAACUCUCGUUUUAGCUAGUGUUUCUUAGCUAAUAGCUAUUUCUCUGUGAAUCAGUUGAUUUUUUUUAAUUUUAAAUUAACAUUUUUCUCCAAGUUCAAGUGUUGAUUUCACCAAUUAUACUGACAAUACUCUCACUUUUGAGUUGCUUUCUCUGCCAAUUGAUAAAUCUUUUAAUCCUCAUCAUGACCAAAUACAAUUUCUCAAAAGGACAACUUGAAACUAAAGUUGCUCCAGUUACUGAUGAUUACUUGAUCAGUGAUAAAGUUCUUGGUCUCGGUAUCAAUGGAAAGGUUGUUGAAUGCAUUCACAAGAAAACAGGAGCCAAAUAUGCUUUGAAGGUUCUUCGUGAUAGUCCCAAAGCCAGAAGGGAAGUUGAUCUUCAUUGGAAAGCCUCAUCAUGUCCUCAAAUAGUGAACAUUGUCGAGGUUUACGAGAACCAAUACAGAGCCAACAAAUGUCUUCUGAUAAUUAUGGAAUGCAUGGAAGGCGGUGAAUUGUUUACUCGAAUACAGGAGAGGGCAGAAACUGCUUUCACUGAACGUGAAGCAGCUGCCAUUAUGCAUGACAUUUGUGAAGCCAUUCUCUACCUUCACACCAUGGACAUUGCCCAUCGUGAUUUGAAACCAGAAAACCUAUUGUACACCUCAGCCGGACUCGAUGGUAAAUUAAAGUUGACCGAUUUUGGAUUCGCCAAGGAAACCAGUUAUGCUAAAAGCUUGCAAACUCCUUGUUAUACACCCUAUUACGCUGCACCCGAAGUAUUGAGCAGCGAAAAAUACGACAAAUCGUGUGAUCUUUGGUCUCUUGGAGUUAUAAUGUACAUUCUUUUGUGUGGAUAUCCACCUUUCUAUUCAAACCAUGGUCUAGCCAUAAGUCCUGGAAUGAAGAAACGUAUUCGUGCUGGACAAUAUGAUUUUCCAGAAGAUGAAUGGCGAAAUGUUACCAAAGACGCUAAAGAUUUGAUUAAAAAGCUUUUAAAUACUGAUCCAGCGAAAAGGUUGACCAUUGAAGAAGUCAUGAAACACAAAUGGAUUAACAAAUAUUUAGAGGUUCCUCAAACUCCAUUAUGCUCAAUAAGGGUACUUAAAGAGGAUUUGGAUCAAUGGGUUGAGGUUCAAGAUGAAAUGACCCAAGCUUUGGCUACUAUGAGAGUUGAUUAUGAUUCAGCAAUCCAUUUGAAGAAACUUGAAUCGACGAACAACCGUUUAUUGGAAAAGCGUAAACGUAAAGCUUGAAUAUCAAAUGUCAUGCUUACUCAUGGAAAAGUUGGAAAUUGGUAUUUUUCAUUUUUUUCCAUGAAAAUAAUUAGCCAUUUUGAUCAAAGCAACGACAACUAUCAUAGUGCAUUUAUUGGGAUCAACCGUUUUAUUUGUCUGCAUUGUUUUUUUCAAUGUUAGAUUUGCUCAACUUGUAUACUUGAAUUACACUUUGGAUUCAUAUUUUGCUGUCACUCAGAUAUAACUGUAACUUAAAUCAACUCUUUCUUUUUUUUGUUGUAAAUAUUAUUGCCAAUUUUAGCAGUUAAUUGCUAUCUAUUAAUUUCAUCACAAUCACUAUGCUCAUCGCAAAGCUCAUUGAGUUUAAGCAUAAUCUUUUGACUAUAAACGUAUAACAGUGUUUUUGUAUAUACAAGUCAACAAUUAACACUUUGUUAUCCACCAUUUACUUCAUUUACAAUCUGUGAACUAAUUGUCUUAAAGACUACAUAUUUCAUUGAUUACCAUUAAAUUUAAUUUAUACAUUCA